Messenger RNA from Helianthus annuus (common sunflower), 1711 nucleotides. Its product is annotated as aspartate carbamoyltransferase 1, chloroplastic. The coding region runs from base 337 to 1491 and encodes 384 amino acids. NCBI's taxonomy places the organism in Eukaryota, Viridiplantae, Streptophyta, Magnoliopsida, Asterales, Asteraceae. The transcript has 6 exons. Gene Ontology annotation, molecular function: aspartate carbamoyltransferase activity; amino acid binding. The record is from RefSeq and is a predicted model, not a curated record. Gene Ontology annotation, biological process: 'de novo' pyrimidine nucleobase biosynthetic process; amino acid metabolic process.
CUAAAAUCCUAAACCCAUCACUUGAGUGUGGUGAUGACCCUGAUGACAAACCGCUUACAUAUCGAUUUAACACCAAAUGACGGACCACCACCACGCAGUCGCACCAGCGUAUUCAUAGAUUUUAGGCUUGUGGCCCUAUCCAAAGUCACGCACGGUCACCCCCAAUAAUACUCUACAUAGAUUCUUGUGUUUUUCUUUCUUUUUUUUUGCCCUAAAUCUCCAUUUAAGUUCACUAUAUCUCAAUCCACCUUUCUCUAUUUGUUCGCUUUGUUCUGCAAAUCAAUUUACAGAGGCCAGUACCAGUUCGUGAUCGUAGGUGAGUAUCAACUCAAGACAAUGUCAUCUUGUGCAUUUUCGACAUCUACGUUGCGUGAGACGCUGCCAAAUCAUGAAUCCGUAUGCAAAAAACCAAGUGAAUUCAAGAAAAACUGCAUUUCUGCUGACGUGUCGCAUCUGAAGCUGACCUGGCGUAACUCGAUGACAUGGAAACAAACUGGAAGUAGACUCAAAUGCAGGGCACUAGAUGUUAAAAACACCGAUGCUUUCUUGAAAGGGCGAUUGUUUCAGCUUGAUGAUGUGAUUGAAGCACAACAGUUUGAUAGAGAGAUCUUGAGUGCUAUAUUCGAAGUGGCACGUGAAAUGGAAACGAUUGAGAAAAAGUCACGUGGGAAUCAGAUCUUAAAAGGCUUUUUAAUGGCUACUCUUUUUUACGAGCCUUCGACGAGAACCAGGCUUUCGUUUGAGUCAGCGAUGAAGCGGUUGGGCGGUGAAGUUUUGACAACAGAAAAUGCGCGUGAAUUUUCGUCUGCUGCAAAAGGAGAGACACUUGAAGAUACAAUAAGGACGGUUGAAGGGUAUUCGGACAUCAUUGUAAUGAGGCAUUUCGAAAGUGGUGCUGCUAGAAGAGCCGCCAUGACAGCUAAUAUUCCCGUUAUUAACGCUGGUGAUGGACCAGGACAGCAUCCUACUCAGGCUCUUCUUGAUGUGUACACUAUUGAAAGAGAGAUAGGAAAGCUGGAUGGAAUUAAAGUUGGUCUAGUAGGUGAUCUUGCUAAUGGCCGUACCGUUCGAUCCCUUGCGUAUCUUUUAGCCAAAUACAAUGAUGUGAAAAUCUACUUUGUUUCUCCAGAAGUUGUUAAAAUGAAGGACGACAUUAAGGACUACUUAACAUCAAAAGGAAUCAAAUGGGAAGAAAGUGCAGAUCUAAUGGAAGUGGCAUCCAAAUGUGACGUUGUGUAUCAAACUCGCAUCCAACGAGAGCGAUUUGGGGAAAGAGUUGAUCUAUAUGAUGAAGCGCGUGGCAAAUACAUUGUCAAUCGUGAUGUCUUGAGUGUAAUGCAAAAGCACGCAGUGGUCAUGCAUCCUCUUCCAAGGCUUGAUGAGAUCACAGUGGAAGUAGAUGACGAUCCAAGAGCCGCGUACUUCAGACAAGCGAAAAAUGGACUCUUUAUUCGAAUGGCUUUGUUAAAGCUCUUACUUCUUGGUUGGUGAUGAUGAUGAUGAUUCAAAUUUUGAAAAUUGCAGGAAUAAUAAUGUUGGUAUGAAAGAUGCAUGAAUUAGAUCAAUCAACACUUUUUUUUGCAUGGAUGUUAAUUGCAUUUAUAUGUGCUAUUAAUUUUGGACCAAAUAGACAUAUGAUAAGCUUCCAAGACAUCAUUUGUGCUAUAUGUCUUCUUAUGAGUGUUGGUUAUUAUGAUUUGAUUUUCAAUGA